AUGGACGCUACUCAAAUACUCCUUAUUCCUGCAACUGUCAUAGGAAGUGUGGUACUGCUUGUCUCGUGUCUGUUUUUUAAAAACAGAUUGAGAAAGAAGAAAAGGUAGACAUGAAUAAUUGUUUACUAGGAAAUAAAGACUUUUGAAAACCAGUAUAGGGCCACGGUGGAUAAGCCAAUACUGGCAUAUUAAUGCAACAUCAUGUAAACAAACGAUGUCUUUGUAAUCCGCCCCCGCUCUCUAUUGACUAUAAAUUAUCAUCAAUAUGUCCGCAAAGCAUUACAUUUUCUACAGAGCUAAACAAAUUUAUUUCAUUUUUAUUUAGAAAUGAACCAAGUUCUGUUCCAGACAAGAACAAAUCAGGCAAGAGAUUAAAUUUAAAAGAUAUAAAGGAAACAGCUAUUUCCUAUAAGUUUAUUUUGCAAUACGAAAAUACAC
Molecule: messenger RNA, 438 nt
Organism: Paramuricea clavata
Lineage: Eukaryota; Metazoa; Cnidaria; Anthozoa; Malacalcyonacea; Plexauridae
Source: the annotation of a GenBank genome assembly